This is a messenger RNA of Drosophila bipectinata, 799 nucleotides long. RefSeq names its product trypsin alpha-like. Gene Ontology annotation, biological process: proteolysis. NCBI's taxonomy places the organism in Eukaryota, Metazoa, Arthropoda, Insecta, Diptera, Drosophilidae. The record is from RefSeq and is a predicted model, not a curated record. Gene Ontology annotation, molecular function: serine-type endopeptidase activity.
CUUGAAUAGAGAAUGUUGCUCUUAAACGGACUUUUCCUGAUCUCGUGUGGAGCUUUGAUCUCCGCCAAAUGGCUUCCGGGUAGGAUUGUCGGUGGCAACUCGGUGGCCAUCACAUCGGUUCCGUGGCAGGUGUCUUUGCAAAUUAAUGGAAGACAUUUUUGCGGCGGCUCCAUCUACAGGGAAGACAUCGUUAUAACGGCUGCGCACUGCAUGGCUUCCAUUCGUCCCAUAUCCCUUUCCGUGAGAGUGGGUUCCACAGACAGCAACUCGGGUGGUCAGUCGGUGAGGGUUUCCAAGAUCCUGGUGCACGAGGAUUACGAUGAGAACACGGUGGCCAAUGAUGUGGCCGUGCUCCGCCUGGAGUCCCGUCUUACACUGAAUGCUAGUGUCCGCGCUAUUCCGCUGGCUUACAAAGUUCCCAGGACCGCAGAUUCUGCUCGAGUAAGUGGAUGGGGGGCCAUUGGAUAUCAGAAGCCGGCGUCCAGCACUCUAUUGGCUGCAGACGUGGCUAUUGUGGAUCAGGAUCAGUGCAAUAGGGCCUACGGUGGAUUGAUUCAGAAUGUCAUGAUAUGUGCUUCGGCUCCGGGAAAGGAUUCGUGCCAAGGAGACUCCGGCGGUCCUCUGGUCUCGGGCGGAAAACUUGUGGGCAUUGUGUCCUUUGGCAAUGGAUGUGCCAAUCCCAAUUAUCCAGGAGUCUAUGCCAAUGUGGCCAAACUAAGGUCCUGGAUCCGUAAUGCAGCUAACAGGAUUUAAAAAAUUACUAGCAAUUGUUACUUGCAAUUAAAUUUGAAAAUAUAAU